Mercurialis annua (annual mercury) is the source of this 1440-nucleotide messenger RNA. RefSeq names its product probable carboxylesterase 5. The record is from RefSeq and is a predicted model, not a curated record. The coding region runs from base 287 to 1336 and encodes 349 amino acids. The transcript is spliced from 2 exons. NCBI's taxonomy places the organism in Eukaryota, Viridiplantae, Streptophyta, Magnoliopsida, Malpighiales, Euphorbiaceae. Gene Ontology annotation, molecular function: hydrolase activity.
UAGCAUUAGAGACUAUUUGUAUAUAUGCAGAAUGUAUAUUUCAAUGAUUAGGCAGUAAAAAGACUUCUAACUCAGAGAUCUUCUAAUCUUCUUCUACUUCUACUUCUAAAUUAUAUCAAUAUUCAUGCAAAUAUAUAGACAUAGACAGAAGACGUUUAAUACUUGAUGGCCCAUUUCCUAUUUAGAUCAAUUAUUUUGAACUGAGUCAACCGACACCUAAUCUAAGUGAAUGUAUAUGGUCCCAAAUGGAAAAUAAUACCACUAUAAAAUCACAAUCACAUUUUCCAUGUUUAACCAAAUUGGCCUAGCACUAGCAGGAAGUAAAUUCUUACCUAUUCAUUAUUAUUAUAUAAAGAAAAUAUUAGCUUAUGACCGAAUACACAAUCUUCAAAUGGAUUCUAACAUUGGUGAAAAGAAAUCCAAUGACUACUUCCCCUUCUUCAAAAUAGCCGAUGAUGGCACGAUAGAACGAUACCUUCCAACCGAAAAAAUCCCACCUUUCGAUGAUCCUCACACCGGUGUUAAGUCCAAAGAUGUCCUCAUCUCUUCCCAACCUACGCUCUUUGCUCGUAUUUUCAUACCCGAAAUCCACGCAUUGAUCGCCAAGCUCCCGAUCCUCCUCUAUUUCCAUGGAGGUGGAUUCUCAACAAAAUCAGCUUGCGACGCACUCUACCAUAACUACAUUGCUUCUCUAGUCAAAGCGGCUCAUGUCAUAGCCGUCUCCGUGGACUACAGGCUAGCCCCGGAGGAUCCGAUACCUGCAUGCUACGACGAUUCUUGGACUGCCUUCCAAUGGCUCGCUUCCCAUGCAAAUGGCAGUGGCCAAGAAACUUGGUUAAACACUCAUGGAGAUUUCGGGCAGGUUUUCAUAGGAGGCGAUAGCGCGGGAGCAAACAUAUCAUAUAAUCUAGCAGUUAGGGUUGGAUCAUCAUCAUCAUUGUCGACAUUGGAGAUACAAGGUAUGAUUAUGGUGCACCCUUACUUAAUGGGUACAAUAUAUGAUAGAGUGUGGCUCUACCUGUGCCCUAAAAAUGAAGGGGUGAAGGAUGCUAGAAUGGAGCCAAGAAUGGAGGAUAUGAGGAGCAUUGCGUGUAAGAGAGUGAUAGUGAGUGUGGCCGGUAAAGAUCCAUUGAGAGACACUGGAUUAUCUUUCUAUAAUAAAUUGAAGAACAGCGGAUGGAAGGGAAAUGUAAGGCUGGUGAUGACUGAAGGGUUAGGCCACGUGUUUCACUUGUUCAAGCCUAAAUCUGAUCAAUCUCUGCUUCUUAUGAAACAUUUGGUUUCAUUCAUUCAUAACCAACAACAACAUGAUCAGCUUUUCAGAUGCAGACUCUGAUAUUAUCAUCAUCAUAUAUAGCUAACUCAAUUAUGAGGUUUCAUUCGGUACUUAUAUAUUUCACAUUUUCCUUAUAUCUUUUUAAUAUAUAUAAUUUUACAUCA